Vitis riparia (riverbank grape) is the source of this 1965-nucleotide messenger RNA. Its product is annotated as MDIS1-interacting receptor like kinase 2-like. NCBI's taxonomy places the organism in Eukaryota, Viridiplantae, Streptophyta, Magnoliopsida, Vitales, Vitaceae. The record is from RefSeq and is a predicted model, not a curated record. Gene Ontology annotation, cellular component: plasma membrane. Bases 1 to 1959 code for a protein of 652 amino acids. Gene Ontology annotation, molecular function: protein kinase activity; ATP binding; protein binding. The transcript has 3 exons. Gene Ontology annotation, biological process: hormone-mediated signaling pathway; protein phosphorylation.
AUGGUGUCCUCCGUUAUUAUUUCUACAGCAGUGGUAAUAGUUACCAGUACCAUGAUGAUGAUGUUAUUCUCCCUUGCCAAAGCAAUACCAUCACCAUCUUCAUCAACUGAUGAGGCAGAGGCUCUGCGCAGCACCGGUUGGUGGAAUUCUACCUCUGCUCAUUGCCACUGGGAUGGUGUAUAUUGCAAUAAUGCCGGAAGAGUGACUCGAAUCGCCCUUUACGGUUCAGGAAAAGAAUUGGGUGAGCUUAGCAAAUUCGAGUUUUCUUCAUUUCCCAGCCUGGUUGAGCUCAACCUUUCUGCCUGUGGACUCAAUGGUAGCAUCCCGCACCAAAUAGGUACUCUUACUCAACUCACUGUUCUUUCUCUCCAUGAUAACAAUCUUACAGGUGAGAUACCUCUGUCCUUGGCUAACCUCACUCAGUUGCUCUACCUCACCCUUUGUUCUAAUCCACUACAUGGUUCGAUUCCUCCCGAAAUUGGGAAAAUGAAGAAUCUGAAUAAGUUGAAUUUGGGUUAUAACAACCUUACUGGUGUCAUCCCUUCAUCUUUUGAUCUCAGUGAGAAUCAAAUCAGUGGUUUCAUCCCCGAAGAAAUAGUAAAUUUGAAGAAAUUGAGUCAUCUAGACAUGAGUAAUAACUUAAUAAGUGGAAAGAUACCUUCACAGUUGGGAAAUUUGAAAGAAGUAAAAUACUUCAAUCUCUCCCACAAUAACCUCUCUGGCACCAUUCCUUAUUCUAUUUCUAGUAACCACAGAUGGACAUUGAUUGAUUUAUCAAACAAUCAGUUGGAGGGUCAACCUAGAGCUCCGAUAGAGGCAUUUGGCCACAACAAAAGUCUAUGUGGUGAAAUCAAAGGUCAGCCACGAUGUAAGAAAAGGCACCAAAUCACACUCAUCAUUGUUGUUUCUUUAUCUACAACCUUGUUGCUUUCAGUUGCAAUCCUUGGUUUUCUCUUCCAUAAACGAAGGAUUAGAAAAAAUCAAUUACUCGAGACAACAAAGGUGAAAAAUGGAGAUCUAUUUUCCAUAUGGGACUAUGAUGGUGUGAUUGCUUAUCAAGACAUCAUCCAAGCAACCGAAGAUUUUGACAUCAAAUACUGCAUAGGCAUGGGAGGCUAUGGGAGCGUUUACAGAGCACAACUACCUUCCGGGAAGGUGGUUGCCUUGAAAAAACUUCAUGGAUGGGAAAGAGAGGAUUCGACUUACUUGAAAAGCUUUGAAAAUGAAGUUCAAAUGCUAACAAGAAUACGACAUCGUAAUAUUGUGAAACUUCAUGGCUUUUGUCUACAUAAGAGAUGCAUGUUUCUAGUUUACAAAUAUAUGGAGAAAGGAAGCUUGUAUUGUAUGCUAAGGGAUGAAGUUGAGGCUGUGGAAUUGGAUUGGAUUAAGAGGGUGAAUGUUGUUAAAAGCAUUGCUAAUGCUUUAUCCUACAUGCAUCAUGACUGCGACUUGCCCAUCAUUCACCGAGACAUAUCAAGUAAUAACAUUCUUUUGGACUCUAAGCUUGAAGCUUUUGUGUCGGAUUUUGGCACUGCAAGAUUGUUAGAUAAUGAUUCAUCCAAUCGAACCCUUCUUGUAGGCACUUAUGGUUAUAUUGCACCAGAGCUUGCUUAUACUAUGGUUGUGACUGAAAAAUGUGACAUUUAUAGCUUUGGGAUGGUUGCAUUGGAGACGAUGAUGGGAAUGCAUCCAGGAGAAUUUGUCACCUCAUUAUCAUCUUCAUCAACUCGAAACACAACGUUAAAGGAUGUAUUAGAUUCACGUCUUUCAUCUCCUAAAAGUAUACAAGUUGCUAAUAACAUAGCUCUUAUAGUGUCAUUGGCGCUCAAAUGUCUCCAUUCUAAUCCACAAUUUCGUCCAUCCAUGCAAGAAGUGUCUUCGAAACUUGUUUCUACAAGGUCAUUCCCACAACCCAUCAGUGCAAUAUCACUUUUGCAACUAAAAGAUGAAGUUAUUUAAAUGGCA